GUCUUCGCCUCUCCAACCUCGUCCUCUACUUAGCCAGCCAGCUCUUGACGACUUCCACCUCCCCCUCCUCCUAAUCAGCCCUUUCUCUUCACAUCGGCCACGGUUUCACGGGUCAAUUCCUCCCUCGUCCAUUCCCACAGAACCUAUUCCCUUCCCAGGUCUUCGGCAAAUCAACCGCCACAAUGGUCAGCCCUCAGAUCACCAACCUGAUCAUCAUGCUUGGCAUGGUCCAGGUCUCGCGCAAGGUCCCCUUCGAUGACCCCAACGUCCUGAACAUGUGCCGCGCCGGCUACAUUGCCAGCAACCUCAUCAUCGCCAUCAUCUACCUCUACGUCCAGGCCCAGAUCAACAAGAAAAAGGAUCUGACGACGCUCAAGUACGUUGAGCCGGCGCCUAUGGGUUCCUCUGAGGAGGGCAAGCUCGUCACGACGACGAUCCACGCCUACGACACGACCCAGCUCCGCGCGGCCUUCCGCUCCCAGGCUAUGGGUAUCGCCAUGAUGGGCUUCAUGCACAUCUACAUGAAGUACACCAACCCCCUCCUCAUCCAGUCCAUUAUUCCCCUCAAGGGCGCCCUCGAGAGCAACCUCGUCAAGAUCCACGUCUUCGGCCAUCCUGCCUCUGGCGACCUCAAGCGCCCCUUCAAGGCCGCCGCCGGCCUGAUGCAGGGUCUCCAGGGCGGUUCCGUCCAGAACGACAAGAAGGCCAUCGAGACCGCCGAGCGUGCCGGUCGCGGUGGUGCCAAGGAGGAGUAAAAAACGGGCAUCCGUCUUUUCUCGGGUGGCAUUUUUCUUCUUCAUUGGGACGGACAACAAAACGGUCAUUGGUUACACCGGAGAAAACGGGAAGAGGAGGCUCUGAAGCAUGUGUUCUCCCACCCGGGUGGUUGCGAUGCGGCAGCCAAUCUACCGGGACGCUUGUGUUCCUGUGUCUCGGGAUGGAAGAGGGGUUGGUGGCAAUCGUCGCAUAGAUGUUUAGCUCGUCAAGAUACAGCUUAUUAAUCCUUACGCCUGUCUGUUGUCUGCCA
Messenger RNA from Colletotrichum destructivum, 1027 nucleotides. RefSeq names its product Putative SRP-independent targeting protein. The record is from RefSeq and is a predicted model, not a curated record. Bases 183 to 755 code for a protein of 190 amino acids. Gene Ontology annotation, cellular component: endoplasmic reticulum; mitochondrion. The transcript is spliced from 3 exons. Gene Ontology annotation, biological process: protein targeting to ER. NCBI's taxonomy places the organism in Eukaryota, Fungi, Ascomycota, Sordariomycetes, Glomerellales, Glomerellaceae.